UUCCAUCAUACCCACACCCCAUUUCUCUUCCAAAAUAAUAAUAUUCCUCCUCUUCCCAUUACAUCUCUCUCUCUCUUUCUCCACAUUAUUAUAUAACUUUUCAUUGUUGUUCAUCUCUUCCCAGUUCAGUUAGUCCCCCAAGAAGAUUGAAUGUAUGGAGAGAAACAACAGUUUGAGCAAAACCCUGAAGGACCACUGCGCCGGCAACAACUCCUCGCAUAGCCACCUCCACCAUCCCCGGCUGUGCUCGUCGAAAAAUCCAUGGAACAACAACUAUGGCAGCACUCACACCUACGGUAGAUCGGAAGAUAACUAUCUCUGUGGAAUCUCAUGGCCCCCGAGAUCUUACUCCUGCAGCUUCUGCAAGCGGGAGUUCCGAUCUGCCCAAGCCCUCGGAGGCCACAUGAACGUUCAUAGGAGAGACCGGGCACGUCUCCGGCAGUCAUCCCCCAUGGAGGAUUUUCAUCAGUACCCGGUUCUCUCCCUGAGCAGUACUAACCCUAGCCCCACCUCGAACCAUAAGCCUAACCCUAACCCUUAUGUCGCUUCCUCAGCCACUCCCCUCUUGAUCACUAGUUGCUCAUCAAUGUCUUGUCCUACUCUAGCUCCUUCAUCAGCAUUGGGUUCUCUGAAGGAAGUAAAGGCUGCAGAUCAAAACCUGCUUUCCUCUUUGAGAUCAGGAGCUACGGAGUCAAAACCGAAGUUGAGGAGUGAAGCUUCGAUUAGGGUUCAAGAAAUGGGGGAAAGGUACAAGUAUUCUAAUAAUAACAUGGAGAUGGAUCUUCUUAGCGGUCCAAAUGAUGAUUAUAUAGAUUUGGAACUUCGCUUAGGAUGCCCAUAGGCUAAUAUAUAAUAUUCCAGGUUUUUGUGCUGCCUUCUUUCAGGGUAUUAAUUAGUACAGCAGCAUAUAUAUAUAUAUAUAUAAAUGAUUAUUAGUCCUAAUGCACUCUCUGAUCUGUUCAGCUUGGUUAAGUUUUGGGGUGGAAAAACAAGGAAAAGUCCUGUUUCUUGUGAUAAAUCGAUGUUGAAUGUAAAUUUGAGGCUGGAAAGAUUCACAAUGCUUGGGAAGUUAUAGAAUCGGGAUAUGCUUGUGCACAUUUGACUAUGCUGGAUCAUAGAGAGACAUUUUUAUUUUGUUCAGUAAUCCACAGAGAGUUUAAUUA
Punica granatum (pomegranate) is the source of this 1163-nucleotide messenger RNA. The record is from RefSeq and is a predicted model, not a curated record. Lineage: Eukaryota; Viridiplantae; Streptophyta; Magnoliopsida; Myrtales; Lythraceae.